Molecule: messenger RNA, 2820 nt
Organism: Insectozyma verbasci
Lineage: Eukaryota; Fungi; Ascomycota; Pichiomycetes; Serinales; Debaryomycetaceae
Source: the annotation of a GenBank genome assembly
AUGUCAACCGUCAAAACUGAAUCAUCAGAUGAAUAUACAACACCUAAACAUCUUCAAGAUCAUAAUAACAAUCAUACUAGUACGGAUGAAGAAAGUGGUAAGAAAAAAGUAACAAGAAGAUCAGUCGCAUGUAAAAGUUGUCAUUCUUUAAAAGUUAAAUGUACACCAUCAGAUCCAAAGAAUCCGGCUGCCCCAUGUAUGAGAUGUUUGAACGCAAAUAGAAAGUGUGAAAUUGAUUUAAAUCAAACUAGAAAAAGAAGAAAAAAGGCUGAAAUUUUAGAAGCUAAAAGAUUAGCUGAAGAAGAAAAGUUAAAACAAGAUGGUCAACAAUCACAGCCAGGUCUUAUUGAAAAUAAAAUUAUUAAUAAUCACAAUAAUACUGGUCAAAAUCAUUAUUUACAAGAGCAGGAGAAUAAUAAUGGUAAUCCUCCAAUUAUACCUCCAAUUUCAUAUCCAUCUGUAAUUUCAACACCACCUUCUGCUACCACAACUCAACCAUCAAUACCUCCAAUGCAGCAACAUAUAAAUACUCAGCAAAUUCAACCACCUUCUCAAAUACCUUCAGCUCCACCAUCGGCUCAUCCACAAUUUUCACAAUUUCAGGCCCCCCUCAAUGUUCCAUCUCCAAAUAAUAUCGAUAAUAAUAAUAAUAAUAACAAUAAUGUUAAUUCUCCUUACGCUAAAGAUCAAGAAAUAUUUCAGUUAAAAAAUAAAAUUAAACAAUUGGAAUCACAAUUACAAUCAAUAUCUAAAUUUAAAGGCAUCGAAUCAACAGCUGAAUUUCUAAAUUCACCACCAUUUAUAUCCAAAUUUGAUUUGGAACAUGAAAUUAAUAUACUUGCUGAAAGCUCAGCUAAGUUGACCGAUUUAACGAAUGAUUUAAAUAAUGUUGCAGAUCGUAGAACUAAACUAUUAAGAGACAGAUUAAAUAAAAUAGAUGUUGUUAGUAAAGGUAUUAUAACAACAGAAGAAGCUCAAGUUAGAUUUGAUUUAUACCAAAAUCAAAUCUAUAAGAACAUAAGACUUGUUGAGGUCAAUGGGACAUGUGAGGAAUUACGUCAAAAUCAACCUUUUUUGUUUAACUGUAUAAUGUCGGCAACAAAUAUUGUAUCAAAGAGUUUUAAUAUCGACCAAUCUUUAUAUCUUGACAAUGAAGCUAUUAGAAGUGUUGCUGAUGAAGUGCUAGUGAUUGGUACAAAAUCAAUUGAAUUAGUUAAAAGUUUUUUAGUUUUAUGUUUAUAUUAUAAUUCACCAGAAUUAUUUAGACAAAGAAGGUACCAUUUAUUAAAUACAAUUUGUGUUAGUUUAUUACAUGACUUAGGAAUAGUAGCAAGACCAACUUAUAGUUAUAAUCCAACAGAAGGUUCUGUUAGACAGACUACUGAUAAAUCAACAGACGAAUAUCGAUCUUUGAUAUUGAUAAUAUAUUUUAGUACUGUCAGUAUUUGUUUGGUUUUAAGAAGAUCAAUUUAUGUUAAAUGGACGACAUAUGUUGAACAAUGUUGUUCUAUUUUGGAAUCUUCUAAUGAGAUUAGGUACAAAAAAUUGGCACUAUUUGCUAGAAUGAAUCAUGUUUUAGAAAAAAUCCACCACAUUAUACAUGCCCCCGAAAUUACUACCACUCACAGAACUACAUCAUAUUUUAUCAUCGAAGAGAUUCAGAAGAAUUUAACGAUUUUAAAGUCGAAAAUUGAUCCAAGAGACCAUUCAUUUUUAUCAUAUUAUUACUCAAUUGAAGGUUAUUUACAUGAACCAUGCCUUACCUCGGUUUUCAAAAAUGACAAUGAAUUAGAUGCAUUAGCAAUUAGAUCAAUAUCCAACUGUACAAAUUCAUGUCUUAAUGCAUUAGAUGAGUUUAAUCAAUUAACUUGUGAGCAAGUUACGCAUUUACCAUUUACAUUUAGUUCAAGAAUUAUGUAUACUGCUGGUAUGUUGUUAAGAUUAAGAUAUUUAAUAUUACUGUUGCCAUCACAUAUUGAGAAAGAUUUGGUACCCAGACAUGCAGUAAUAGCAAUACAAAAGGUUUCUGAAUUAGUUGAACAGUCUAAUUUACAAUAUCCAACAAAUCAUUUGUUGAAAAAAACAAGAUUGGUGUUACAAUUGUUUAUUCAGACUUAUGCUACUCAAAUUAAUGGUUUAUUGAGAAAGAAUGGUGAAACUCCACAAAAUUUCAAACCUACUGAGAAAGAAGUUCAUGAAUUGGAGAAAUUGGCAGCUAUAUAUAGUGAAGCUAGAAUGAAUAAUAAGAGAUCAUUGGUAACUGAUGAAACAGCUGAUAAUAAUUUACCGUUGGAUAUCUUAUCUUAUGCUGCAAGUUAUAGAAGGGAAAAACCACCAAAUAAACAAAAGGUUCAAUCACCAAAAACGUCAGUUUCUUUGACUGAGACAAAUGAUCAAAAACAUUAUGUUCCAAAUUUUACAUCUGCAGGAAAUACACCUACUUCACAUAGUCCAAUACCGACAAAUGGGAAUAAUAAUAAUAAUAAUAAUAAUAAUAAUAAUAAUAAUAAUAAUAAUAGUGCUUUUCAAAAACCAACAACUCAAAUACAACAGCCUCAACCAGAUCAAUUUGCAAGUUUAAAUAACGAUUAUAGACAAUUUAGAUUGCCUUCAAUAUCAAACUCGAUUUUAAAUAACACUAAUAAUAAUGGUCAAAACGUAAAUUUAGCAAAUCAAGAACAGUUGGAGAAUCUGUAUAUGGUUUUAAAUGAUGAAUUUUGGUCGAAUUUAUUAAGUACUGAUUCAAGCGAUAAAAUUAAUUUUUCAAAUAAUAAUACCAAUUUGAAUCAAUUUAAUGAUGAAGUAUUUUUUAUGAAUUAG